AUGGGCCCCCGUACCGACUCCUCAUGCUGCUGCCAGGCCCGUAAUCUGUCAUGGGCCCCUGUACCACCUCCUCAUGCUGCUGCCAGGCCCGUAAUCUGCCAUGGGCCCCCGUACCGACUCCUCAUGCUGCUGCCAGGCCCGUAAUCUGUCAUGGGCCCCUGUACCGCCUCCUCAUGCUGCUGCCAGGUCCAGAGUGUGUCAUGGGUCCCUGUACGGCCUCCCAUUGCUGCUGUCUCCAUCGCCACACUCUGCCAUGUGCCACUUUCAGGUCUCCUCACACUACUGGUGGGUUCCAUUUUGUCAUAGGGUGCUGGCAGAUUACGGGCCUCCCAUUGCUGCUGCCAGGCCCGUAAUCUGCCAUGGGCCCCCGUACCGACUCCUCAUGCUGCUGCCA
Staurois parvus is the source of this 394-nucleotide messenger RNA. Lineage: Eukaryota; Metazoa; Chordata; Amphibia; Anura; Ranidae. The record is from the annotation of a GenBank genome assembly.